AUGGGUCCAGCCCCAGAGGAAGUGACCAUGGCUGUGCCUGAGCUGAUCAACUCCGCAGAGGUCUACCAGCUUUACCGUGGUGCCUCUGGUGAGGAGGGUGACCUCGUCACGGAGAAAUGCCACAUUUGGGCGGCUCAGCUUUUCAUUUUGAGCCACGUGGAUUUCCCGAGUUUGCGCGUGGCGGUGGCGGAGUUCGACAAGCCGGCGCAGCCUCUGAACUGCAUCUCCCUCCUGGAGAUCUCCUGGUGCCACUGCGAAGACGCCCAGGCGGUCAGCUUCAGCUGGGACACGGGGGACCUGCUAUUUCGCGUUUUGAAGGGGUACGGUGAAUAUCGACUCGCCCUGCAGAAGCUGUUGAAGAGUCGGGAUGAGGAGGGCCGCGGGCGACUGUACUUUAUCCAGCGCAGGCUCUUCCAGUACCUGUGGCGAUCCGCCCAGCUCGCCAUGUCCGAGGACCGCUUGGUGGAAGCCCAGGCGGUUUUGGCCUUCAACCUCAACCCCAAGGACGGCAUUGCCUAUGUCAAGAGAAAGCUGAAGAAGACCACAGAGGAUGAAAUCGGCGAGUGGCUGGGACAGGUUUGCACUGAGAAGGGCGGCCUCGAUCCCACAAUGCUAGGAGACUACUUUAGCAGAAGAGAUACUCUGCAGAUCUUCUGGAACUUUGUUCGCCGUAUUGACUUCUCGCAGAUGGAUAUCGUGGCAGCGCUGCGCCAGCUCUUUGACACCUUCAAGCCGGGCGGCGAGGGGCAGGUGAUUACACGGAUCCUCGAGUACUUCGCGGAAUCCUACUAUCAGCAGUGGGCCAAAGAUCCGGCAGCGAUGCAGCCAGUUUGCGCGUAUGCAAAUUCAGACACGGUGUUCCAGGUGGCCGUCAGCUUGAUCAUGCUGAACACCGGUUUGCACGUGGCCGCCAAGAAGCUGGGGAAGAAAGCGGCCAGCGCCAGCAUGAGCCUGGAGGAAUACAUUGCCAAUACGAGGCGUUUGGUCUCGGCAGAGGAGGUCCCAGACGAAGCCCUAAGGGCCUGGUUUGAGGAUAUCAGUUGUACAGAAAUCUCUGUGGAGCCAAUGCCGCGGACGCCUUUUUCGAAGCUGCCAGUGCAGCCGAACAUCGAGGGCUGGCUGGUUGCUGUAUUGAACGGCACCAUUCUGCGCUUUUGGGCGGUCUUGGUGCUGCAGCGUAUCUACCUCUUCUCGGACUCCGUCGGGGACGUGGACCCCGCGGACGUCAUCGACCUCAAAGACAUUGCGGUGGUGGCUCUCCAGGAUGAAGAAGCUGCUCGUAAGCGCUAUCUUGACCACCUGGCCGGCUCCCGCCGCUUUUGCUGCCGUAGAAGGGCGAAGCCAGCACCCUGGCUUUUGGCGGCAGCUGAAAGGUCCCUGGAAAUCUCUCAGCGCAACUCGGGGCCCCCGGCGAUCCUGCAGAAAUCCUGCAAAAGCCCGCCGCGGCGCCUGGUUCUGGUGGCAGAGUCAGCAGACCUCGCGGAGAAGUGGGUGCAUAUGAUCUCCUGUGGACCGUGA
Molecule: messenger RNA, 1518 nt
Organism: Effrenium voratum
Lineage: Eukaryota; Dinophyceae; Suessiales; Symbiodiniaceae
Source: the annotation of a GenBank genome assembly